AUGGCUAAUUCCAAUGUUGUUUUUAAGAUUGAAGACACCGCUUUAAGUCAACUAAGAGAACAAAUAUACCAGUCAUAUGGUGAGGAGGGUGAAGAAUCGGUAACUGAGGCGUGGGACUCAAUGCAACAAUUGUUCAAAUGUUGUGGAGUAAGUGGUGGAGUGAAUUCUUCUGACUCCUGGGCUUUAUACAAAAAAUCAUCGACAUGGUUUACAAAACUUUCUGAGAGUGUAAAGUCGCCGUUAAAGAUAGAGUAUGUUCCGACAAGUUGUUGUAAAGAUACGGAGAAUACACCAAAUGUUACGCAAUGUCAAGGUCUGAUUAACAAAGCUAUAAUACCACAAUUUGGACCUCCAAUAACUAGUGAAGAUAAUCUAAAUGAUCAAUUAUAUACAGAGGGAUGUUACACGUCUUUACGUAACAUGUUAACAAGCAACUUAGUAGUACUUGUGGGUGUUGGUGCUGGUAUAGCUGUUGCCAUGGUCCUAGGAAUGGUAUUUUCAAUUUGUUUGUGCAAACGAAUAAAAAAUGACGAUGACGACUACUACGACUGCGACGACUAAGAUGAACAAUGCACGGGUUUCUCGUGAAAGAAGUCACAGUUCAUAUGUAUAUAAUCAUAACUUAUUCGGUCACUUAUAAAUAUACAUCAUUUAAUACAUAUAACAUACUUGUGUUAUGCAAUAUGCGUGUACGUACUCGUUUGA
Ruditapes philippinarum (Manila clam) is the source of this 705-nucleotide messenger RNA. Its product is annotated as CD82 antigen-like. Gene Ontology annotation, cellular component: membrane. Bases 1 to 561 code for a protein of 186 amino acids. The transcript is spliced from 6 exons. The record is from RefSeq and is a predicted model, not a curated record. NCBI's taxonomy places the organism in Eukaryota, Metazoa, Mollusca, Bivalvia, Venerida, Veneridae.